GCCAUCGACAUCAGGUGGACCAAGAAUGACAAAGAGGUGGCAGUGGAAGAUCCCUUCAUCAAAACUAUUUCCAACUCUGACGGGACGUUUCAUGUUUUCUCCUACCUGAACUUUGUUCCAAAGCAAGGAGACAUUUACAGCUGCACUGUGGAACAUGAAGCCCUGGAGGAACCCAAGACCAGGUUUUGGGAUGUUGAAACAGAGGAGAUGAGUGUGGGUCCAACCGUCUUCUGUGCACUUGGUCUGACUCUUGGGCUGCUUGGAACUGCUGCAGGAACUUUCUUUUUAGUGAAAGGAAACCAGUAUUGUGACACCCCAGACAUUGCUGCUUAAUGGAUAGCAUAAAAGAGUAGCUUCCUUUUUGACUUUAUUUGCAUGGAAUAAUCUUUAGGCACUUUCAGGUUUUACAAGCAGGUAUUUUGGGCAUAUGUUAUGUUGGUGUAACAAGAGGAAGUUUGUACAUGUUCGUGUUAGCUUAAAUUACUUCCAGUAAAAUGACACACUAGGGUUUAAAUGUCUUCCCUCAAUAUAACAUGACCAUGCAGAUGUGUUGCAUCUGUAUAUGUCUGAUCAGAUGCAACAUCAGUAACUGUUAUUCAACAAGGAAAUCAUUUAAAAUAAAAAAUUCCUGUUUUCUAUA
Poecilia latipinna (sailfin molly) is the source of this 640-nucleotide messenger RNA. Its product is annotated as H-2 class II histocompatibility antigen, A-U alpha chain-like. The annotation marks the transcript as partial. Lineage: Eukaryota; Metazoa; Chordata; Actinopteri; Cyprinodontiformes; Poeciliidae. The record is from RefSeq and is a predicted model, not a curated record. The transcript has 2 exons.